This is a messenger RNA of Sodiomyces alkalinus F11, 393 nucleotides long. Its product is annotated as 40S ribosomal protein S22. Gene Ontology annotation, cellular component: cytosolic small ribosomal subunit; ribosome. Gene Ontology annotation, biological process: translation. The coding region runs from base 1 to 393 and encodes 130 amino acids. Gene Ontology annotation, molecular function: structural constituent of ribosome. NCBI's taxonomy places the organism in Eukaryota, Fungi, Ascomycota, Sordariomycetes, Glomerellales, Plectosphaerellaceae. The transcript is spliced from 3 exons. The record is from RefSeq and is a predicted model, not a curated record.
AUGGUCCGCACUUCGGUUCUCCACGAUGCUCUCAACAGCAUGAACAACGCCGAGAAGGCCGGCAAACGCCAGGUCCUCAUCCGGCCCAGCUCCAAGGUCAUUGUCCGGUUCCUCCAGGUUAUGCAGAAGCACGGCUACAUCGGCGAAUUCGAGGAGGUCGAUGACCAUCGUUCCGGCAAGAUUGUCGUUCAGCUGAACGGACGCCUCAACAAGUGCGGUGUCAUCUCUCCCCGCUACAACGUCCGCCUCGCCGAUCUCGAGAAGUGGGUCGUCAAGCUGCUGCCUGCCCGUCAGUUCGGUUACGUUAUUUUGACCACCUCGGCUGGCAUUAUGGACCACGAGGAGGCUCGCCGGAAGCAUGUUGCUGGCAAGAUCAUCGGUUUCUUCUACUAG